Molecule: messenger RNA, 5258 nt
Organism: Electrophorus electricus (electric eel)
Lineage: Eukaryota; Metazoa; Chordata; Actinopteri; Gymnotiformes; Gymnotidae
Source: RefSeq, a predicted model, not a curated record
AAGGUUACGCUGCACAGUAGAGAUGUAGAGAUGCCCGUGGAGAGUGGAGAGGAGGAGGGGGGUGUGCUGGCGACAUCAACAACACGCAGCCAGCCAUCGUCAGGCACAGGGCUCGAGGAACAUGGCGGCGGCACUUAGCUGUGGUGCUGUUUUACCAACCCGAAGGUCAGAGCCGGACGUAACGUACAGGAUUUAAGUGAAAACAAACUACCUUAAGUCCGAUAUCGCAGAGCGUGAAGCCGAUGAUACCUAAAGGUUCCUGCUGGGUGCAGUGUUGCAGUAAUGGCCUGAGCCUGCGUCUGGACUGAAGGCCUGUGAAGGCCCCUCUGAGCUGCACUGUGAAAUUAAUGGAAGUAUGAGCUGGCGUGGUUUUGUGGGAGGUCUGACGUCACUUCCUGACUAACUAGGCUCGAGCAGUCAGAGAGGAACACUUUUUUUUUUUUUUUUUUCUUGUUUACAUCUCCCAGGCUCACUUAUUUCUUGUGGCUCCACCACAUAUCUCUAGCAUUGCACAACGUUGCUGAUAUGUGUUGAAAAUGAGUGGUAUAGGAGACAACUCAUCAGACCCUGCUAGGGCAGAGUCUCAGAAGCGCAAGGAGUGUUCCUCAGAUCUCCUGGGCCCCAGUCCCAAGCGCAGCACAGAGAGGAGAAACCGAGAGCACGAGAAUAAGUACAUAGAGGAGCUUGCUGAGCUGAUCUUCGCCAACUUCAACGACAUCGACAAUUUCAAUGUCAAGCCUGACAAAUGUGCAAUCUUGAAAGAAACUGUGAAACAGAUUCGUCAGAUAAAAGAGCAAGAAAAAGCUGCUGUAGCCAAUGAAGAUGAAGUUCAGAAGGCUGACGUCUCAUCGACAGGCCAAAGUGUUAUUGACAAAGACGCCCUCGGACCGAUGAUGCUGGAGGCCUUGGACGGUUUCUUCUUCGUGGUAAACAUGGAGGGCAACAUCGUGUUCGUGUCGGAGAACGUGUACCAGUACCUGCGCUACAACCAGGAGGAAUUGAUGAACACCAGCGUGUACAGCAUCCUGCACGUGGGCGACCACGCCGAGUUCAUCAAGAACCUGCUGCCCAAAUCGCUGGUGAACGGGGUGCCAUGGUCCAGCGAGGGCUCGCGACGAAACAGCCACACCUUCAACUGCCGCAUGCUGGUCAACCCCCACGGGGAGCUGGAGGAGGAGGCGCAGGAGGCGCAGCAGCAGCAGCAGAAAUACGAGACCAUGCAGUGCUUCGCCGUCUCCGAGCCAAAGUCCAUCAAAGAGGAGGGUGAGGAUCUCCAGUCAUGUCUGAUCUGUGUUGCUCGUCGUGUUCCCAUGAAAGAGCGUCCCAUACUCCCCACACACGAGAGCUUUACCACGAGACAAGAUCUCCAAGGGAAGAUUACCUCCCUAGACACCAGUCUGCUGCGGGCUUCCAUGAAGCCAGGCUGGGAGGACCUGGUGCGGAGAUGCAUCCAGCGCUUUCACCUCCAAAACGACGGCGACAUCUCCUACGCCAAGCGGCACCAGCAAGAAGUUCUGCGACACGGCCAGGCGUUCAGUCCCAUUUACCGCUUCUCCCUGGCCGACGGCACCAUUGUGUCUGCUCACACCAAGAGCAAACUGGUUCGUUCACCUGCUACCAACGAACCCCAGCUUUACAUGUCUCUGCAUAUCCUUCAGAGGGAGCAGAACGUUUGUGGCAUGACUCCUGACCUGGGCAAACCUAUGAACCCAGUGACCUCAAUGACCUCUCCCAGCCCAGGAGGUUCCACAGGCGUCUCCCAGGGCCAGGACACCACAGUCAGCAGCAACACGCCCACCUUCCCCUCACCUGGAGGCCCCAAGGAGCCUGGUGCUGUGGGCCCCGUGCAGGCCUACCGCUUUGGCUGUCCCGGGGCGAUGGGUCAUAUUGGGCCGAUGCAGGCGACCACGCCUCAGGCCAGCGGUUACCCCCUGAAGAUGAGCAGCCCAUCACAGGGGAGCCCGGGCAUGCUGUCACCGCGGCACCGCGCCAGCCCCGGGAUGGCGGGCUCUCCCCGCCUGCCUCCGCCUCACUUCUCCCCCGCCAACCCCCUUCAUUCGCCUGCACCCACUGGCCCGAGUGGAGGGGCGGGUGGCGUGGGCGGAACAGGCACAGUGGGCGGGUACACGAGCAGCUCCCUCAACGCCCUCCAGGCCCUGAGUGAGUGCCACGGCGUGUGUCUCAGCCAGGCACUGGGCUCCCCCGACAGGAAGCUGGGGUCCCCAGCUGCAGGGGUGAGCCCCCAUCUGCUCCAUAAGCCGGGAGGCCCGGAGUCGUUCGGAGAGCAGCAAGGCGGGCCGGAGCUGGCGGGGGCCGGGCAGGGCGAUGGCAGAGAGCAGCAGAGGGACGAAAAGGGUGUCGCCCUGGCCCAGUUCGGCGCUGCCGACCCUGGCGACCCCCAGGGCCGGCUCCACGACAACAAGGGGCACACGAAGCUCCUCCAGCUUCUCACCACUAAAUCGGAACCUGCGGAGACGUCCUCGCCGCCCCCCGGGCCAGAGCCCGGCUGCAAGGACCCAUCCGCGACGGGGCUUCAGACGGGGGCCUCGUCCGCCCACGCCACCUCCCUGAAGGAGAAGCACAAGAUCCUGCACAGACUUCUCCAGAACAGCACGUCACCCGUGGACCUGGCCAAGCUCACCGCAGAAGCCACAGGCAAGGAGCUGGGUCAGGACUCCUCGGGGUCUGCUACGGCCGAGGCAGCGACCAAACAGGAGCCGGCCAGCCCCAAGAAGAAGGACAACGCUCUGCUGCGCUACCUGCUGGACAAAGAUGAUAAUGCGCUCAAGGACAAAAACAUCAAGAUGGAGCCGGGUGAGGUCAAGGUGGAAGGGACCAAGAUACCCAGCGUGAAGACAGAGAAAACGGACGGAGGCUACGAGCGGACAGAACAGUCGAGUGAGCUGGAUGAUAUUUUGGAUGACCUGCAGAACAGUCAGCCAGGCCUGUUCUCUGAGUCGCGGUCGGUGUCUCUGCCGGGUGCCGUGGACAAGCAGGCCAUCAUCAACGACAUCCUUCAGAUCACCGGAGAGGGCGGAGCUACCGUAGGACCCCAGCAACAGCAGCAGCAGCAGAGAGUCCUACAGGCCAUGGGACAGCAGAGUUUCGGUGGUCCGAGGCAUCCAGGAAGACCGGCUCCUCUGCGGGGUGUAUCUCUGGAUAUGAGCUUGUCUGCUAAAGGUGCACCAGGCCACUACCACGUGAUGCGGAACAGCACCCCCUACUCGCUACUGCAGCAGCAAGGCAUGAUGGGAAAUCAAGGUGUCAUGUCUAAUCAUCCCAACAUGGCAGGCAUGCCUCCUGAUGCCUGGGCCUCUCAGGGUGCUGCUGUCGUCAGUAGCUCUUCACCUGUCACUGCGGUGCCCUCCACACAGCAGUCACUCCAGCAGGGGGUGCUCCACAACCGCAUGGUGCCCAACACCAGCACAGCCAUGCCUAUGAGACCAAAUAGCCAGCCGGGCACCAGACCUAUGCUGCAGUCUCCAAUGAUGCCCAAUGCCCAGUCAGACAUGGACAUAGGCAUGGGAAUGGCAGGCCACCAGUUUCCACAGCAACAGGCACCACCCAAUCAGACGGCUCCAUGGCCAGACAGCAUGAUUCCCGUAGAGCAGGUGCCCUUUGGAGACCCGGGCAGGCCGGUGUACACUAAUCCUCAGGAGGACGGUCUGUGUGGUCCUGAAGGCCCCGCUGAUGAAAGGUCUCUGUUGAACCAGCUCUACACGGCUCUCAAAGACUACGACGGCCUGGAGGAGAUUGAUCGAGCACUGGGCAUUCUGCCAGUUGUGGGCCAGGGUGCUACGUUGGAGCCAGAGCAGUUCUCUGGGCAGGAGCCCAGUUUGCUGAUGGAUCAGAAGGCCCCGAUGUACAGCCAGCCGCAGUACGGGCCUCCACAGCCUCCUAUGGCCCAGGGAGGCUAUGCCACCAUGUCGGACCCCAACUUCCACAGCAUGGCAGGCCCCAUGGGCCAGAGGCCGGGCUACCCUAUGCUCCGCCUACAGCCCCGUCCAGGAUUCCGCCCUGCGGGAGUUGUCGCCGGCCAACCAAACGCGCUCAGACUGCAGCUGCAGCACAGGCUACAGGCCCAGCAGAAUCGCCAACCCAUGAUGAACCAGAUGAGCGGAGUGUCAAAUAUGAACCUACCUCUAAGGCCCAAUGCUCCCACUCAGGGGUCCAUAAACGCUCAGAUGCUGGCGCAAAGGCAGCGGGAGUUAUUGAGCAACCACCUCCGGCAGCGUCAGCUGGACCAGCAGCGGCAGCAGCAGCAGCAGCAGCAGCAGCAGCAGCGGAGCCUGGUGAUGCGCGCUCAGGGCCUCAGCCUGACGCCCACCAUGGCGGCGGCGGCGGCGGCCGUGGGCAUGCCUGGCGUGAUGAGCGGCGCGCGCAACCCCCAGGCCACGCCCCAGCAGUUCCCCUACCCAGCCAGCUAUGGUACAGGCCUGGCCUCGCCACCCCCCUCAACCAGCCCCUUCUCUCCCGUCUCCCCAAAUCUGCCCGCCCCGCAGCAUCUGUCGCACGCCCCCCUGCAUGGCUCCCCGAUGGGGCUUGCUAACCAGGCCGUGCUGGGCAGCCUGAGCGGACCGUUCGGGCCUGGUAUGAGCCCGCAAAUGCAGCACAGUGCCUUUCUGUUUCCCAGCUCAGGAAUGAGUCAGCAGGCUGAUGGCGGGUUUGGAGGGGCUGCCACACCUCAGAGCCCGCUCAUGUCUCCCAGGAUGGGCCAUGCCCAGAGUCCCAUGAUGCAACAGGCCCCGGGCAAUGGCACUUUUCAGUCCUCUCCAGAUAUGAAUGGCUGGACCCAGGGCAACAUGAAUGCCAACAGCAUGUUCCCACAGCAGUCGAACGGCAGCAGUGUGUACAACGGCAACGCGAUGAACCUCAACGUCUCCAUGGCACCCAACGCCGGCAGCAUGAGCAACAUGGCCCAGAUGGGAGGCCAGAUGAACUCUGGACCUGCAGGUGCCAUGGCAACCAUGGGCCCUGAACAGCAGAAGUACUGUUGACCCAGGCGUGGACAGUGUCUCCCGGCAGGACGAAACCGUUACCUAGGAGAUGGCCAGCAGUGGGGGGUGUGACCCGCCAGCAGGAGUCCUGAAUUGGCCCUAGCCCUUAGAGCUACUGCUCUGCAGUGCCCCAGACAUCCGACUGCCCCCUGCUGGACAACUGCUCCAGGACAAGCAUGAAUGUUGAAUGGGUGGGGGGUUGAGCUCAAAGGGGAAUUACCCACAGACACUGUCACUUUGAACCUUCAGUGCUACCCCCCC